Alosa sapidissima (American shad) is the source of this 4541-nucleotide messenger RNA. Its product is annotated as NACHT, LRR and PYD domains-containing protein 3-like. Lineage: Eukaryota; Metazoa; Chordata; Actinopteri; Clupeiformes; Clupeidae. Bases 126 to 4235 code for a protein of 1369 amino acids. Gene Ontology annotation, molecular function: protein binding. The transcript is spliced from 19 exons. The record is from RefSeq and is a predicted model, not a curated record.
UUUCCGUAAGGACGCUAUAUCUUUGUUUCCUAGGUGGUUUAUUACUGAAGUAAUGGCAUAGUGGGUAGUAGUGAGGUUGAGACUGUAGAGACUCUGUCCUUGUCCUGUGGAGAAAGAGAGGAUAAAUGGAUCUGGCUGAUUCUCUCAGAGAAGUGGGGUCUGGGACUCCCACUAAGAUCAGCCUUCCUGGAGACACAGAGGAGGGGGUUGUUUACUCCAGUAGGAAACACGUCUUUGGGGAAAGAGGGAAGACAACAGGCACCUCGAGGACAGACCGUGGAGAAUUAGAGUGGAGAGUCCAAGUCGAUCAGAGAGGCCAGACAUAUAGGAGAGGUUCAACACUCAGCUAUGCAUCUAUGCAGAGCAAUGACUCCAUUGAAAAGCCGCCCAACUUCAGUAAAGAACCUGCCACUGACACCACACGAAUGGGGAAAGAGAAAAUCAGACGGUGGCGCAUUCAGCCCACCCGGACCCCUGACAUUACCCUAAGUGUUCAGAGACAAAGAUAUGUAUCGGAAUCAUCCAGCUGCUCUGGUCAGAGUGACAUGUCCAUAGAGCAACGUUUUGAAGAGCUCCAUAUAAAAGAUGGAAGAGUAUGUUCAACAUGUGACGGUGCUGAUAGUGCCAGUGUGCGGACACGAAGACGAUCGCCAUCAGUGUCUAGCUGUGUAUCAGCACAGUCUGAAGAAUCAGUAGAACAGCCUCCAUGUUUAGGAGAGAGACCCUCCAUCACCAGUGUGCGUACAGGAAGACGAUCACCAUCAGUGUCUAGCUGUGUAUCAGCACAGUCUGAAGAAUCAGUAGAACAGCCUCCAUGUUUAGGAGAGAUAUCCUCCAUCACCAGGGUGCGUACAGGAAGACGAUCACCAUCAGUGUCUAGCUGUGCAUCAGCACAGUCUGAAGAAUCAGUAGAACAGCCUCCAUGUUUAGGAGAGAGACCCUCAAUCACCAGGGUGCAUGCAGGAAGACGAUCACCAUCAGUGUCUAGCUGUGUAUCAGCACAGUCUGAAGAAUCAGUAGAACAGCCUCCAUGUUUAGGAGAGAGACCCUCCAUCACCAGAUUGCAAGUGGAAGACCCUCUGAGCAAGGGAGCGGGAGCAGAACCCUAUUCCAUGAGGCGCUCUAGGUAUAGGCCACAUUCACCAUGUCCCAGCCACACAUCUACAGAGAGUGACACCUCCCAGGAAAGGAUUCUCAACUCUGACCAACCAACAUCACAACAUUACCCCAGACGUCUGUCCUCUUUGUCUGUUUGGAGUUGUGGGUCCAUACAGCAACCUCCUCAUAUCCCACAGGAAGAAAGAGUCCAUUCACAAAACACCUCAGCAAAAAUUAGAGUCUUACAGACAGCCAUAGACGACCAUAAGGCCAGUUUGAGGAAGAAGUUUGAGGUCCUGUCUGGAGGGUCCAGUAAAUCCAGCUGUUCUGUGCCGUUCCAUGCCAUCUACACAGAGCUCCACAUGACAGUAGGAGACAGUCAGGGAAUCUGCGUAGAGCACGAGGUCCAGCAGAUCGAAAUGCUGCACCGGACACAGGCAAUGCCUGCAGAUGAGGUGGUCAACUGCAGUGACAUCUUCAGGCCCCUACGCAGAGAGCAGAGGCCCAUUAGAACCGUCAUGACCAAAGGCAUUGCUGGGAUUGGGAAGACCAUGUCCGUGCAGAAGGUCAUUCUAGAUUGGGCCGAAGGGCGAGCCAAUCAGGAUGUGGAUUUCGUGCUUGUGCUUCCGUUCCGUGAGUUGAACCUGGUGUGUGGUGAAAAACAUAGCCUCCAUGGUCUUCUGCUGGAGCUUUUUGAAGAGCUCCAAGCCUUGGAAUAUGUGGGUUUUUACAAGGAAUGCAAACUGCUGUUCAUCCUGGACGGCCUGGAUGAGUCUAAAUUCUGCCUUGACUUCCUGGAGAGAGAGGUGUGUGAUGUAAAUGAGGUAACCUCGGUUUCAGUGCUGGUGACCAACCUUAUCCGAGGUCACCUUCUCCCCACUGCUCUCAUUUGGGUGACCUCACGGCCAGCAGCAGCCAAUCAGAUCCCUGCACGGUACAUUCACCAGGUGACAGAACUCAGGGGGUUUAGUGACACACAGAAGGAGGAAUUCUUUAGAAGGAGAAUUGCAGACCAAAGGCAGGCCAAUGAAAUCAUUGCCCAUGUCCGGGCAACACGCAGCCUUUUCAUCAUGUGCCACAUCCCUGUCUUCUGUGUGCUCAUUGCCACCAUGUUCCAGCCGAUCUUGGACAAAAAGUCCAAAAAGGACACCCCUAGUACCCUGACUGAACUCUUCACAGAGUUUAUCAUCUCACAGAUCAAAACACGACAACAAUCACAAGAGUCCAGGAAAGAGGCUUUAUGGAGGCUGGCUAAACUGGCCUUCACGCAUCUACAGAGUCAGCGAUUUAACUUCUACGAGGAGGAUCUGAGCGAGUGUGGAAUCAACUCAAGGGAUGCCUUUUUGUUCUCAGGGCUAUGUGUAGAGAUCUUGAAAGAGGAGUUGAUCGGUCAUGGAAAGCGAACCUACAGCUUUCUGCAUCUGACCGUUCAGGAGUUUCUAGCAGCUCUUUUUGUGAUCCACUCCUUUGUCACCAAGAACACAGAGGCUCUGGAGUCCUUUCAUGUUUUCGUGUCCGAUAAGAAUAUGGAACUGUAUAGCCUGCUGAAGGCUGCAGUAGACAAGUCUUUACAGAGCGAACAUGGACAUCUGGAUCUUUUUCUCCGUUUCCUCUUGGGACUUGCGCUCGACCCCAGCCAGAAGCUCCUACAAAACCUGCUCAAAGGCAAACGCAACCGACCCUUGGACAUAAAAAAGUUCAUGGACCAGAGAUUGAAGGCACAAACACGUAACAGAACCAUCACUUACAUUAAAGAGCUCAGGCAGCAGAACCUCUCGCCCGAUAGGUGUAUCAAUCUCUUCCAUUGUUUGAUUGAGUUACGGGACUUUAGCAUGCAGGAGGAGAUCCAAGAGUAUCUAAGAUCUGAGAGGCGCAUGGAGUGCCUCUCUCCGGCCCACUGCUCGGCUCUGGCAUACAUGCUCCUGAUGUCCGAGGAGGCAGUGGAGGAGUUAGAUCUGAGGCAGUACAUCACCACAGAUGAGGGCCGCAAAAGACUAUUGCCAGCUGUCCGGUGGUGCAGGAAGGCCCGGCUGGACUGCUGUAAACUGACAGUGAAAGCCUAUGAGACAGUGGUCCUUAGUCUGCAGUCACUGGGGUCACCACUGACCGAGCUGGACCUGAGCUACAACAGCCUGCAGGACUCGGGCCUUGGGCUGCUCACUCAAGGGCUUCUGAGUCCUCACUGCAAACUGCAGACACUCAGUUUGGUUGGCUGUCACCUCACAAAAGCAUCUUGUGUGGUAAUGGCCUCUGUCCUCCAGUCUGAAAACUCAGCUCUGAGAGAGUUGGAUCUGAGCGACAAUGACCUACAGGACUCAGGACUGGAACACCUCACAGCUGGUUUAAGUCAUCCAAACUGUAAAGUACACAUACUGAGGUUAUCAUCAUGUUGUGUGUCGACCAGAGGCUCUGAAGCCCUAGCUGCAGCACUGAGCUGUAAUGCCUCUCACCUAAAAGAGUUGGACCUGAGCUACAAUUACCCAAGAACCUCUGGGGUGGAGCAGCUCUCAGCUAAACAGCAAGAUCCUGACUGUGCCCUGGAGAUGCUCAAUGUGAAGCAUGCAGGAAGGUAUCGUUUGCUGCCAGCACCACGGAAAUAUUUCUACAAGCUGCAUCUAGACCCCAACACGGCUCAUAAAAACUUAACACUGUCUGAACGGAACCAGCGAGUGACUAGGACGUCUGCUCAGCCCUCCCUAGACCACCCAGAGCGCUUUGACUGCUGGCCCCAGGUGCUAUGCAGGGAGCCUCUGACCGGACGCUGCUACUGGGAGGUCGAGUGGACUGGGACAGCUGCCAUUGGAUUGACUUACAAAGACAUCAGAAGGAAAGGAGGUGGGGACGACGUUGUGCUAGGACACAAUCUAAAAUCAGUGGCACUGUACUGUGACAAGGACAGCUACUCUGUGUACUAUGGUAAGAAGAAGACCGAGAUUGGUUUCCCCCCCUUUGGGUGCAAUAGGGUUGGGGUGUUUCUGGACUGGCCCACUGGUUCGGUGUCAUUCUAUAGGGUCUCGUCUGAUGACGGCCUACUGCUCCUGGACACAAAGUACACCACCUUUAACCAGCCACUGUACGCAGCAUUCACACUCUACCCCUCAGACACAGCCAUCUCUUUGUGCAAGAUUGAGAUGUGAAUAGGCACUGAAUCAUACACACAGUCAUCUCUUGGAUGCUGGUGUCUCAAAAAAGGUCAGUGCUGAAAAUGAGCAAUUUGCUUGCAGUGAUUGUAGACACAUUUCUAUCAGAAUAAAAAAAAAUGGAGGGGGUUAUACCAAGGUUGCACCCUUGGUUAGUUUGCACUUUAGUUGUAUACACAUAAUAAAUGUAGCAUCAUGUUAUGCAUAUGUAGCAUAUUGUGUCAUAUUCUGUUUUGAUUGAUGUGAUGGUCUACUGUAUACUAUUGUGUACAUUGCACUAGGGUGAAGUCAGGUACAUUGGGA